This is a messenger RNA of Suillus paluster, 513 nucleotides long. RefSeq lists its product as uncharacterized. The transcript is spliced from 2 exons. NCBI's taxonomy places the organism in Eukaryota, Fungi, Basidiomycota, Agaricomycetes, Boletales, Suillaceae. The record is from RefSeq and is a predicted model, not a curated record. Bases 1 to 513 code for a protein of 170 amino acids.
AUGAUAAACCUAAUUUGGGGGAGGAAAGACGGGCAGUGGGUCGAUUCCCUUCUAGCAUAUUACAAUGAGAAAUUGUUUGGCAAUGAAAACAGUGCCAAACCUACUCAUUCCACGAACACUGAGUGUUCAGACGAGGAUGACAUGAUUGCCAUGGAACGACAACUUGCCACGCGUGCUGUGAGGGCUUCCAGAACCUCUGACGCAACAUCUGCGCAGUCUUCGGCAGUCAACAAGCAACAAGAGUUGCAAUGCAAGUCCUUACCUCCUACUCCUGAUAGACCGCCCACUCCCACUGCUCCAGAUUCUCCAGUAGCCCAAGCACCAGCUAAUCCUCACAAGGACAAGCAGCCCUCACCACUCCCUCCCUCGUCUCCUCAAGAGGCGGAUGAUGUCUUACCUGCACACUUCCCUCUUGUCAACUCACACAAGCGUGAGCAAGCCUCCGCACCAUCCAUUGCAACAAUUUUCAAUGACGACAACCCUCUGACAGAAGAAGAGCCAGAGACCAUUUAG